Molecule: messenger RNA, 1503 nt
Organism: Copidosoma floridanum
Lineage: Eukaryota; Metazoa; Arthropoda; Insecta; Hymenoptera; Encyrtidae
Gene: bent
Product: projectin protein bent
Biological process (GO): protein phosphorylation
Molecular function (GO): ATP binding; protein kinase activity; protein binding
Source: RefSeq, a predicted model, not a curated record
CCAAAGACGUACCGCCAUACAAACCAGAAGCCUACCAGCCAGUCAGAAGACGCGAGCCUUUGCCGUAUCACUUCUGGAUGGAGACGAAAGAAUCCGCUCCCGACUUUACCUUCCUGCUGCGUCCUCGUGUCAUGCAAGCCCGCGACACCUGUAAACUGUUGUGCUGCCUGAGCGGCAAACCAACGCCCACGGUCAAAUGGUACAAGAACCAGAAAGAAUUGUCCAAAUUGGAUUACACGAUGACGAACGCGGACGGCGUGGUGACGAUGGAGAUCGUCGACUGCAAGCCCGAGGACAGCGGCAAGUACAGGUGCGUGGCGAUCAAUUGCCACGGCACGGACGAGACGAGCUGCGUUGUCAUCGUCGAGGGCUCAGGCGAGACCGAGGAGCAAGAACAGCUGGCCCACGAUUUCUUACAUUCCGGAGAGCGCCGGUUCAUCGAAAAGCCGCUCAAGCCGGCUCCGUAUCAGCCGGUCACGACCACGGUCAUCAGGUCGACGCCGUUCAAGCCAGGCCACACUCCGGUCGCCAACAUACCGAUAAGCGAGCGCGAGCUGCACCGGGUCACGAUUCCGGAGCCAGAGCCUGCGCCGGUCCCAGUCGUGGAAAAGAAGCCCGAGCCACCGAAACCUGUCACACCCGAACCCGUGUUCGAUAAACCCGAACCCAAAGCGAAGAAAUCGGCCAAGAAGUAUGGCUCGAAGUUGGACACGACGGGCAGCCCGUCCAGAUCGAGAAGCACGACAAAAGAACUGAUUCCUGCCCCUGACACAACGAUGGGACCACCGGCAUUCGUCCAGCAGUUGGAUAGUGAGCUAAAGAUCGACGACGGCACGAGGCUCGAACUAACUGUCAAAGUCGAGGGUGAUCCCGAGCCACAAGUCACGUGGUUGAAGAACGAACAGAUCGUCACGUCGUCAGAUGUUGUCGAUUUAAGGUAUAAGAAUGGAGUAGCUUCACUGACGAUCGCCGAGGUCUUCCCCGAAGACGAGGGCGAAUACGUAUGCACGGCUAGCAACAGUAUUGGAACCAUAUCUACCACUUGCAAGUUAAAGAUCAAUCCUGUAGAAAAAGCACCAGAGCCCAAACGAAAGGUCGAAACCGAUGAUCACGCGCCACAAAUAGUCGACCACCUGAAGAGCACAGUGGUGAACGACGGUGAAGCGGUGACGCUUAGCUGUCGUAUCAUCGGGGCGAACAAGUUCGACGUCAUUUGGCUGCACAGCAACAAAGAGAUCAAACCGAGCAAAGACUUCCAGUACACCAGCGAAGCCAACAUCCACAAGCUCAUCAUCGCCGAGAUCUUCCCCGAGGAUUGCGGCACUUACACGUGCGAGGCGUUCAAUGACGCGGGCGAAAGUUUCUCGUCUUGUACGCUCAACGUUCUCGUUCCCAACGAAGAACCCAAGAGCCCGGUGUUCAAGACAUUCCCGCAGUCGGCGACUGUAACAGAAGGAGAAGCCGUCUACGCAUCGUGCAAGUUUGAAGAUGCGCCUCUCAAAG